AUGGCAGGUGCAAGUGGUCGACGAUUUUUUGUUGGUGGAAAUUGGAAAAUGAAUUAUUCAAAAGCUAUUUUAGAAAAAAUUAAUAAUGCAUUGAAUAAUACAAAAGAUACUGAUGUUGAUAUCGUAUGUGCACCACCGGCUCUUUUUAUAAAAGAUUUUGUUUCAUCAAAACCAUCGCAUGUUCAAGUAGCUGCACAAAAUUGUUAUCAUGCUAAGGAAGGUGCAUUUACUGGUGAAAUUAGUCCGGAAAUGUUGAAAGAAGCUGGUUGUAAUUGGGUUAUUCUUGGUCAUUCAGAACGACGAACUUUAUUUCAUGAAGAUGAUGAAUUUUUGAAAAAGAAAAUUGAUUAUGUUCUCAAUAAAACAGAUGUUAAUGUUAUUGCUUGUAUUGGUGAAACAUUACAAGAACGUGAAGCUGGUAAAACCAAUGAAGUCGUCGAACGACAAGUUAAAGCUUAUCAAGGUAUGUUUACAGUUAAACUAGAAUUUGUAAAUAUAGAAGAUUUCAAAGACUGA
Molecule: messenger RNA, 516 nt
Organism: Rotaria sordida
Lineage: Eukaryota; Metazoa; Rotifera; Eurotatoria; Philodinida; Philodinidae
Source: the annotation of a GenBank genome assembly